AUGUCUUUUUAUGAUAAUCGCUACUAUUAUCUCAACAAAAGAUUCCUGUCCAUAAUCGGUCAGUGGCCGUUUCAAUCGCGACUGAAGAAUAAUCUGAUGUUUUGCAUCAUGGUGUUCUUCCUUUUCACUCUGACGGCAUUAGAGUUUUGGGGAUUAGUUGCUGGAAUAACGGAUCUCAGCAUUAUCAUGGAAAAUGCCUCGCCGUUACUGGUGAAUAACUUUAUCAUCGUGAAACUUGUUAAUUGCGUGUGUGUUAAUUACAAAAUGAAAAAACUUCUGGAGGAUGUUGAAGAGACUUGGAAAGUAAAACAUGAGGGACCAGAAAAAGAAAUAUUAUGCUGUUAUGCAAAAGAAUGCAGGAUCUUCUCAAUACGAUACGCAACUGCUAUUUAUGCUAUGUGGCUCUUCUAUACCACAACACCGGUAAUCAUUAGUGGCAUAUAUAUAUUUUUACCGACGAACGAAACAUACUCAGCCAGGUUUCUGUAUCGCAUAGAACACGUUAUUGACAUCGACAAAUAUUUCAACUUAUUGAUGCUUCACGGAUUUAUUAGCGUAUUCUACGUAGUCUCCGUGCCGAUAGCUGUCGACACUUUCUUUAUACUUUGCAUUCAGCAUGUUUGCGCGUUGUUCAAGUGUAUAAAGUACAACAUAGAACGUAUAGGGAAUUCAGAAUUUGUGUUGCUCAAGCCGAAUAUCGCGGAUGAUAAAGCGUAUCAUGUCGUAAUCAGCUGCAUCAAAUCAUACAAACAUGUUUUAAAAUUUUCUGAUCUACUUUCAUCUGCCUAUGCAACUUCAUUUCUGUUAAUGUUGGGAAAUGUUGUUAUAUGCUUAACUUUUAGCACAGCUGAGUUGGUAAUGGUAGAUAAUCAAAUCGACGAAAUCAUCAGAAUUCUCGCUGCCACUUUAGCGCAAUUGGUACACAUAUAUUAUUUGAGUUUAACAUCUCAACGACUAAUCGAUCAUAGCAGUGAAUUUUAUGACGUAAUUUAUGGCUGCAAUUGGUAUAAUAUUUCACUGAGAUCAAGACAUCUUUUAAGAUUGACAUUACUACGUGCUACUAAACCGUGUCAAAUAAAAGCUGGUAAAUUAUUCAUAAUGUCAAUGGAAACUUUUAGCACGUUUUGGGGAUUAGUUGCUGGGAUAACGGAUCUCAGCAUUAUCAUGGAAAAUGCCUCGCCGUUACUGAUGAAAAAACUUCUGGAGGAUGUUGAAGAGACUUGGAAAGUAAAACAUAAGGGACCAGAAAAAGAAAUAUUAUGCUGUUAUGCAGAAGAAUGCAGGAUCUUCUCAAUACAAUAUGCAACUGCUCUUUACGCUAUGUGGCUCUUUUAUACCACAACACCGAUAGUCGUUAGUGGCAUAUGUACGCUUUUACCGACGAACGAAACAUACUCAGCUAGGUUUCUAUAUCGCGUAGAACAUGUUCUUGACAUCGACAAAUAUUUCAAUCUAUUGAUGCUUCAUGUAUUUAUUAGCGCAUUCUAUAUAGUCUCCGUGCCGAUAGCUGUCGACACUUUCUUUAUACUUUGCAUUCAGCAUGUUUGCGCGUUGUUUAAGUGUAUGAAGUACAACAUAGAACGUAUAGGAAAUUCAGAAUUUGUGUUGCUCAAGCCAAAUAUAGCGGAUGAUAAAGCGUAUCAUGUCGUAAUCAGCUGCAUCAAAUCAUACAAACAUGUUUUAAACACAGCUGAGUUGGUAAUGGUAGAUAAUCAAAUCGAUGAAAUCAUCAGAAUUCUCGCUGCCACUUUAGCGCAAUUGGUACACAUAUAUUAUUUGAGUUUAACAUCUCAACGACUGAUCGAUCAUAGCAGUGAAUUUCAUGACAUACUCGGUUUAGUGGCGGCGUGGCAGGAUUGGAGUCUCGUUAUCGAAUGUUCAUCUCCUAUUAUCAUUCACUCACUGUGCAUCAUAAAGUUUGCAAAUUAUUUCUUUAACGCUCGCAAGUUCAAUAGUCUCUUUAUCCAAAUGAGAGACAGCUGGAGAUUAGCAACGUUCGGGGCUCAGAUACAAAUUUUAACAGCCUACACCAACGAGGGCAAAAAAAUGGCUAAGGUGUACGCAGUUAUAAUAUAUGGUUCCACGUGCUUGUACAUGAUAUUGCCCGUCACACCGUCCAUCGUGGCGAUCUUGACAAACCCAAAUCAAACGCAUAUUCACGGCUUGCUGUACCACGUGGAGGCUGUCCUCGAUACGAAGAAAUAUUAUUACAUCAUCCUAUUGCAUUCCUAUUACGCGACCUUCUUUUUGAUGACCAUUCCGGUAGCGGCGGACUCCAUGAUGAUAGCUUACAUACAACACGCUUGUGGUCUUUUCCAAGCGAUAGGGUACGGUUCACAAAGACGCGAAAGUAGUUCAAAAUUUUCUGACUUAAUGAUUUUUCCCAGACACCAACUGGAAAAUGUAAAACAAAAUGACGACCUCAAAAUUAACAUUUACCCGCUGUACAAAGACGACGAACAUUAUCGCAUAAUCAGUGACAGCGUCUCGAAGCACAAACAAGUUUUACAAUUUGCCGAAUUAUUGGCGUCUUCAUACAGUAUAUCAUUUGUGGCAUUGAUAGUACUGAACGUGGCGAUUAUGACAUUCAGCGGAGUACAGGUAGUGAACAACCGAAAUCAGCCCUCGGAAGCGUUUAGAUUCUUACUCACGGGUUUAUGUCUGUCGGCACACCUUCUUUUUCUCUGCCUGCCUGGACAAAAAUUAAUAGAUCACAGCUUUAAUAUGCAUAAAUCUAUUUAUGCAGCAAAUUGGUAUGCCAUUUCCCUACGAGCGAGGAAGUCACUGAAUUUAAUGUUAAUACGUUGCAAAACGCCAUGUCAAUUGACAGCUGGGAAAAUGAGUGUCAUGUGUUUACGAAGCUUCAGCGGGGAUAAGGAACUUGCUCUGCUCGAGGAAAACGAGAAAAUGUACAAAAACUUCGUAUAUUGCAUUCAAAAACAUAAACAUGCCUUAUGGUUUGCCAAAUGCUUGGAGAUUGUUUAUACAAAGGCAUUCUUCAUGGAAGUUGGAUUAAUUGUAUUAGCUAUGAGUCUAUCGGCCCUACAGGCGACUAAUAAUACUCUUACUCCACAUCUUGCAAUCCGACAUGCCAGCUAUAUAAUCGCUCAAUUACUGCACUUAUAUAUCGCAUGCUGGUUGGGACAACAAAUAAUCGAUCAUAGCGAUCGCGUGUACACGUCAAUUUAUCGAGGUGAAUGGUAUGAAUCAUCGCCAAAAUCCAGGAAGCUUUUGAAUAUGAUAAUGCUGAGAAGCACCUUACCUUGUACAUUAACCGUUGGAAAGAUCAUGAUUCUUUCUCUUCCAAGUUUCAGCGCGGUCGUACGUGUAUCUGCUUCGUACUUUACGGUCUUACAAUCUGUACGGUAAUCUAGAAUUUUCAGAAUCUUUUUUCUGAAAAAUGUAAAAUUAUUGUCAAUAUGAGAGCAAUGUAUAAUAUUAUUAGUUAUUUAAGUAACAGCAGAAGAUAAUGUCUAUACUUAUGAAAAAAA
Messenger RNA from Pogonomyrmex barbatus (red harvester ant), 3491 nucleotides. Its product is annotated as odorant receptor 13a-like. The record is from RefSeq and is a predicted model, not a curated record. Gene Ontology annotation, molecular function: odorant binding; olfactory receptor activity. Gene Ontology annotation, biological process: detection of chemical stimulus involved in sensory perception of smell; sensory perception of smell. NCBI's taxonomy places the organism in Eukaryota, Metazoa, Arthropoda, Insecta, Hymenoptera, Formicidae. Gene Ontology annotation, cellular component: plasma membrane.